Prunus armeniaca (apricot) is the source of this 1746-nucleotide messenger RNA. NCBI's taxonomy places the organism in Eukaryota, Viridiplantae, Streptophyta, Magnoliopsida, Rosales, Rosaceae. The record is from the annotation of a GenBank genome assembly.
AUGGAUGAUUCGAGAGUGGCAAAGUGCACCUAUAGUGCUGGAACUUUAAUGCUUAUUUUGUCUUCAACUACUACUUUUGAUUGGCUGUCCAACGAGUUGUGUAGUAGGUUCAAGCUGAAGUUAGGUCAUUUUGAGUUGAGGGAUAAGGCUGUAGUGACUUAUGUUCAAACUGUUAAUACAAACAUAAUUGCUUCUCCUUUUUUGUUGGAGGCUGUUCCUAACAAUGACAGUUUUGCACAAGAUGAGGAUACAUGUAAAUAUUCAAGUCAAACUGGUAGUAUUGUUGAUUCAAGUGAGGGUUAUAUUACUCAUGAGGGUCAGAAGUUUGAGGGUGGAGUUUGUGAAUUCCGUGAUAAGUUGGCUAAGUACUCAAUUGAGAAUGGUUUUAAGAUGAAAUAUUUGAAAAAUGAGCCUCGUCGUGUUAUUGUUGUGUGUGCUAAGAAGGAAUCAAAUGACUAUGAGUGGCAUGUGCAUGAUGUUAAGUCAAAUGUAAAUGGAUUUUUUUAUAUUAAGAACUUAAAUAAUGCACACAGUUGCAGUGGUUUGAUCCGUGAGAAGAGAAAUAAGGCAAUGGGGUCUCGUUUGGUAUCUUCAAUUGUCAAAGAUAAGGUUCGUAGCAAUCCUUUGGUAAGGCUUAUUGAGCUGAUUACUGAUUUGAAGGAGAAUUAUGGAUUGCAUAUCCCUUAUCAUGUUGCGUGGUGUGGGAAGGAGUCAGCUACUAAGGAUUUGCAUGGUGAUGAGAAGUUGUCUUAUGCUAACCUGCCUUGGCCUCCAUUGAUGGUUUUCGGUGGUGUAGGCCUAUGCUGUCCGUUGAUGGUACUUUCGUCACAAACAAGUACAAGGGUACUCUUCUAUGAGCUACUGCAAAGAAUGGAAAUAAAGAAGUAUUCCCUUUUGCCUUUGCGAUUGCAUCCGGUGACACUCUGGACAAUUAGAUGUGGUUUCUGCAAAGGAUAUCUGAAGUCUUGGUGGAUGAAGUUGUUGUAUGUACCGACUGUUGAGGAAUAUCAAGAUACGUUGAAAAAAUUAAGAGAUGAUGGCGGUUCAAAAAUAAUUGAUAAGUUUUUGGCUGAUCUCCCUGCCCAAAAUUUUGCUAAUGCAUUUUUUCCGAGAAAGAGGUAUGGGGAGGUCAGUAAUGCCUUGUCCGAGUCAUUUAAUUCAUGGCUUAAGGAUGUGCGUAAGCUUCCAAUUUAUGAGAUGAUUGACACUGUUAGGAUCAAAAUGAUGGAGAUGAUUUCUAGGAGGAAGCUUGCAUCCGAGAAAUGGAGUAGUGUUUUGUGUCCUGUUAUUGAGGAUGAGUUAAAGAAUUUAGCUGCAAAGGGUCGUCAUUGGAGGAUAUGUCGCGCGGGUGAAUCUAUUUUUGAAGUUCAUGCUGAUUUGAGUGUUAUGGUCAAUUUGGACGAGAGGUUUUGCUCCUGUUAUCAGUGGCAAUUGCUUGGGUUUCCGUGUCAACAUGCGAUUCAAGUUAUCCAACAUUCCGGGUUACGUUUGUACAACUUUGUGGAUGAGUAUUACAAGGCAGACUUUUAUAGGGUUACUUAUGCAACCCCUAUAUUUCCCAUACCUGAUACUGAGAAGCCUCAUCCUGGAGAUGUUUUUCUUCUACCUCCUCAUACAAAAAAGCCUCCGAGACGACCUCCGACAAAGCGCUUCAAGUUAAGCAGUGAAACUAAAAGGCAGGUUAAGUGCAAGAGAUGUGGUUCUUGUGAUUGUCAUAAUAGAAGGACUUACAAGUUUCCUAUUUGA